UUCUGUUCGUUGCUUAAUCAAUUAAACGCGGCGCGCAGUAGUUUUCCUCUCCGCUGCAGCAGAGAAUAAAACGUUUUUUUGUUUUACUGGCUGACUGAUGAGAAGCCGUCAGCUGAAGUUUGGACACACAGCAGCUCCGAGUUGAAGAUGCAGUCCUCAAAGAGCUUUCGGUUGGAUGAUUUUAUCGCAGGAUGGAUCGGCGGAGCUUCCAGUGUGGUCGUGGGCCAUCCGCUGGACACAGUGAAGACGCGGCUUCAGGCGGGGAAAGGCUACAGGAACACUUUCCACUGCGUCCUCACCAUCUACAGGAAGGAAACGGCCAUGGGCUUCUUUAAAGGCAUGUCUUUCCCGCUGGCCACCAUCACCAUCUACAACUCAGUGGUGUUUGGCUUUUUCAGUAACACACAGAGACUUAUUAGCAAGUAUCGCUAUGGCGACGGGCGGCAUCCCUGCGGCAUGGUGGACCUGACUGUGGCCAGCAUGCUGACUGGACUGGUGUCUGUGGGACUGGGAGCCCCGGUGGAUCUGGUCAAGAUCAGACUGCAAAUGCAGACGCAGACACUUUUAACAGAGAAUUUACAUCUCGCCAGCAAUGUAUCGAACGACAACAUCCCGCUGCGCUCCAUCGACAUUCCCAACCAGAGACUCUACCGAGGCCCCAUCCACUGCAUCGGCAGCAUCCUGCAGACUGAGGGCCUGCAGGGCCUCUACAGGGCCGGGGCCAUGGUCCUCAGGGACGUUCCUGGAUACGUGCUCUACUUCAUCCCUUACACCAUCUUCUGCGACAUGCUGACGCCGGACGCCUCGUCGAGCCCUCAUCCUGGUUCCAUCUGGCUGGCCGGAGGACUAGCAGGCUCCAUUUCCUGGGUUACGGCCACGCCGGCCGAUGUGGUGAAGAGUCGGAUGCAGGCGGACGCUCAGCUGCAGAGGAAGUACAGAGGCAUCUUACACUGCAUCAUCCACAGCUACCGGACGGAGGGAGCACAGAUUUUCUUCCGUGGAGCGUCAGUCAACGCCAUCCGCGGCUUCCCGAUGAGCGCCACCAUGUUCCUGACCUACGAGCUGUCGCUGCGCUUCUUCAGGGGCCUCUAGGACGAAAGGAAAACAUGUUUUGGGUAAAAGGAAUCACACUCAGUUUUUUGGCAAAUGAGCAAAUAAGUUUCCAGUUUC
Messenger RNA from Plectropomus leopardus (leopard coralgrouper), 1170 nucleotides. It is a transcript of the gene slc25a48, whose product is annotated as solute carrier family 25 member 48. The record is from RefSeq and is a predicted model, not a curated record. Gene Ontology annotation, cellular component: mitochondrion. Lineage: Eukaryota; Metazoa; Chordata; Actinopteri; Perciformes; Serranidae. Gene Ontology annotation, molecular function: transmembrane transporter activity. Gene Ontology annotation, biological process: transmembrane transport.